Colletotrichum karsti is the source of this 912-nucleotide messenger RNA. RefSeq lists its product as uncharacterized. Bases 1 to 912 code for a protein of 303 amino acids. The transcript is spliced from 7 exons. Lineage: Eukaryota; Fungi; Ascomycota; Sordariomycetes; Glomerellales; Glomerellaceae. The record is from RefSeq and is a predicted model, not a curated record.
AUGUGGAAUCUGGGCAUGGCCGAGAUUCCCAAGGCUAGCAGAGAAGAGUUUGUUCAAAUUAUGCAGAUGAUUGUGCCUGGGUCGAUCCUCUACGUGACGUCCCUUUGGGCCAUCAAAGUCGCACUCGUACUUUUCUACAAGAAGAUUGCCGCACCGGCAUCGAAGCUGCAGAUUGUCUACAACGUCGCGAUCGGGCUCUUGCUGGCUUCCUGGGCGACGAUCUUCUUCCACAUCAUCUUCCAAUGCUACCCCCACGACAAGAGAUGGUCUCAAGAUCCAAGUUACCAGUGCGAUCCCCGGGAUGGCGAGAUCAACUACUGGUUGACUAUUCUCCUCAACAUUGGAUCUGACGUCGUCAAAGCCAUCAGCUUGCCCAUUGCGAUGGUCCUCAAGCUCCAGAUGAGGAUGAAGCAAAAGCUCGGCGUUGCCGCGAUCUUCGCACUCGGAUUCUUCGUCAUCGUUGCGAGCAUCAUCCGAGCCUACUACUCGAAGCGCAACGAGACGAUGCUGACGUGCACUGUUUCGAUGAUCGAGACCGCUGUCGCAAUCAUCGCCGCAUCCCUCCCAGCGCUUCGGACGCUCCUCCUCGGUCAUACUUCCAAGGUCGGAACCAACUCGAACUACGGACACUACGAACUCUCAUCAGCCGGCAUCGACCGUACCCGCAGAACGCAGCAAAGCCGAAUCACCACCACGGUGGUAGGCGGAACGCGCAACCGGGAUAACGACUCGGAUGAAGAGUUGUUCAAGGAGAGCGGCGGCCGGUUGAGUGGCUCCGGACGAGGCCAUCUGACGCCGACGGAAGAUAAUCCAGGGGUGAUAUCUGUGAGCACCACGUUCCAGAUGCAUCGCGCGGUGAAUGAUGAUGGCGAUGAUCCCGUCUCCAAGGAAAGACUCAAUCAGUAUCCUUAA